CCCAAUAAUCCCCUUCGCUGGAGAGCUUGAAGUCUGACCAUUUGGAUCCUCCGGUUUUCUUCUCUUCUUCUCUUCCACUUUUACCUACGCAUUCUCUAUUUUGAUUGAUCUAUCUCAUUUUCAAUUCCCUUUUUUUCUAUUCUCCACCUCUUUUUUUCUUCUUUUUCCCUUAUUUUCCUUCGUCUUUGGUUUUUUAUUUGUUCCCCCUCUCUCUCGAUACCCGUUUGGUCGUUGAAUUGAAUCAUUUUCCCAACCCCAUUCCGGUACCAAGACAGAAACGCCCUUGUCCGCCCACACCACCUUCGCGCGCUCAUUCCUCUACUCUCAUCCCUGUCGAGAACGGCGAUCUCGCCCUUGACACCAUACUCUCCCUCCCUCCCUGUCCACUUUCUCCUCAUUUCGCUUCCCUCUUUCCUCUCCCACCGAUCCGUUUUUCCGCCAUUCUCCUCCUUCGGACGUCCUUCCUCUCUUUCCCCUCGACUCGCUCAAGGGGUUAGAGAUUCGACCUGCCGCCCUUGCUAUGCACAAGAUUUCCAACUUCACGGGUCAAGCCCGCCAUGGCUGGGAGCGAAUGACGCCCACUUUUGGCAUGUCCAGGCCUCAUACCGAUAUGGCAUCGCACUCGCUACGUCGACCUCAUGGCGCACCACCCAUGACACCGCCAACAGGUGUCGAUCCGACCGUCAAUCUCUCCUUCAACGUACCGUUUUCUUCGACCUUGGCCGGCCCCGAUGUGGAUGAUGUCCUCCAUGCGAGCCCCGGUGCUCUCCAGCGCUGGACUUUUCCCGAAGGCACCCUCGAAGGUACGCCUAUCCACAGCCUACCCGUCCACACCAGCAAUGUCGAAGCCCUACGGAGAUUAUGCCGCCAAAUCACCGAGAGCAGUAACGGGAGGAUCGAGGCAAUGGUAUUCACGUCGGAGCCCAAGACCAUAGCGUCCCUACAACGGCGGCCCCAAGGUUUGGUGACAAACGUCUGUAUCACGGGUGAGGGCGAGACCGUACGCAAAAUGCGGGCCCGGAUUCUGAAUGAGACACCUAUCUUGUUGCGAUGUGCGACCGUUGAUGUGGAUAUGCAUCUCAUCAUGGAUGGGUCCACGAAAGGUAUCCGGCCGAGCGUGCUAGAGCACCUUGAUACCUUAGCCGCAUACACUGGAACGGACAUCUUUUUGUUGAGCCCAAAACUUCGCGAUACGGAUAGCGCCGUGGUGUCCUCGUAUGGUUACGCCUCGGACAAUGGGCUGGAUCAACGCUUUCGGGUUUCCAUCUACGGUGACAUGGAGAGUGCAGAACAUGCCAAGACCAGAGUGUUAAUCAUGAUCGAUCAGAUCCUUAAACGUCACGUGGACGCUAUGAAAUUAGAGUUAACCAUGCACACCUUGGUCUGUGGCCGCACUCGCAAGAACAUCAAGCUCAUCGAGGCUGCUACGGGUACUGCCAUUUACUUCCCGCCACCGUUCCCACGCAUUUUCGGGUACACACCGCCAGGCGCUCACCGUCGCAGUGAAGAUGAAGUUUAUAUCACCGGUGAUACCCAAGAACAGAUUGCUCGGGCUAAGCAGAAAUUAAGGGAGCUUGUGAUGGGGGUCAAGAUUUACGUGAAGGAUGUCAUUGUCAAUUCCAACAAGAUCGACAACAUUCUCCUGGACCGCUUGGACAAAGUUCGAAAGGUGAUGGAGAUGAAUGGCUCUUACGUUCUCUUUCCCCAGCUUGGCAGUCAACGGGGUCUUGUCCGCAUUCAAGGUUCGGAGGUGCUACAUGUCGAGCGCACCGUCCGGGAGAUAAUGGCGUUGGCUGGUCAGUUUUACAGUGCCUCGUGGUGGAUCAUCAUGCCGGACCCUUCUCAAGGGGCCUUCCGCGCCCCCUCAGCCGCCGACGUUCGCACCAUGCUGUCCGAUAUCUGUACAAAUUCGGCAGCGGAAGUGAGCUUCGACAAUCUAACCUUCACUAUCAAUGGAUCCGAUGACGCCGUGAAGGCUGCCAUGAUGGUCGUCAACCAGAUCCCGUUUGUACAGCGAAGCCAAUACCAGAUGCGUGUGAAGAUUGAACUAGCAAAUGAGCACAAAGAGUUCGUCAGCGGCAAAAAGAACGGCAAAAUCAACAAGAUUAUGGGACAGAGCAAUGUGCAAAUCAUCUUCGAUGGCUUCAACGAGUACAACUUCUAUAUUGAUGUGUGUGGAAAUCAGUAUGAGUCUACGAAGAACGGUCUCGAUCUAGUCGAGCAGGAAAUGCCUGCUUCGAUCUCGUUCCACGUGCCUGAUCAAUACCACAAGCGAAUCAUCGGAAUCGGAGGCCAACACAUACAGCGCAUCAUGAAGAAAUACUCGGUCUUCGUCAAGUUCUCCAACGCCAUGGAUCGGGGUGGGAUGGGUAAAGAGGAUGACGACAUCAAGGUCGACAAUGUCAUCUGCCGCACGCCUGCCCGUAAUGCGCAGAGCCUGGACCUCGUCAAACAGGAGAUCAUGGACAUGGUCGAGAAGGUCGAUGCCGAAUACGUCUCCGAGCGUGUUGUGAUCAACCGACUCUACCACCGUGAACUCCUUGCUCGCAUCACGGAAAUCGAUGAACUCGAGAAGAAAUGGAACUGCAAGAUCGAGUUCCCGAGCACCGAACUGGCCAGUGAUGUGGUGACCAUCUCGGGACCUGAAUACCAGGUCCCGCAGGCUGUUGAUGCCUUACUGGGAAUGGUCCCCGAGAGCCAUGAACUCCUUUUCCAGAGCUCUUUUGAACUGCGCGAGUACUUCAAAUCCGUCGAGUUCCGCAGCGACGUUUGCGCCAAGCUGAAGGAGCAAUAUGAGGUCGAUACUACGAUCGAGCUCAGUGCGGACUUCCCCUCGUCCGAUUCAGGUUCCGGUUCAGGCUCGCCAACUUUGCCUCCUGAGGACCGUGUUCUACUCGGGUAUACGCGGAACAACGCUGGCGGUCUCAAGGAUGCGAUCGAUUUUCUGAUCUCGCGUUUGGUGGCACAUGGGCUUGAUGCGAACACGGUCAAGGGAGCUAUUCCUCGUCCCAAGUCUGACUCAUUUGAAGAAUCACUUCCGUUCUUCGACUCGAAGCUUUUGCAGCAUGCACCCGCUCCUAUUAUUACAGACUCUCCCACCCGACCCAACUUUUCUGACGAGACCAGCGAGCGUGGUUCAAUCUUCGAAAGACUGCGCAAGCCUGGCAGCAUCUCGUCCUUCUCGUCGUUCAUCGGCCGCAAGAACCACUCUGCCUCUCCCGGCUCGUUCUUCAAACACGCCUCCAGCAACGCCUCCAAGGCCUCGCUGGUCUCCAUGGAAUCGCGUGAUAGUGGCUACCGCAACCCAUGGAAUGAUUCGGGUGUGAAUCUUCCCGAGGAUGAUCUGCCAGUCCUGGGGAGCUCCCACAGCCACAGCAGCAGCAAUGGCUGGCCAGCGCGCUUUGACACAAAAUUUCCAUUCGGUACCGCGCCAGGGGACAUGACCCCAAAGCAUGACCCCCGCGCGUCUUUUGAUAGUGGUCGUCCUAGUACUUCCAAUUCUACUUCUGGAUACCCGGCCCCUAUUGGGCCACCGCGUUAAAACAAUGUCAAUUUGCAGCACUAUACCCCAAGACUUUUUUUCUCUUUUAGGUUUGCAGUCAGCGUUUGUUUUGUUUUUGUUUUUGU
Messenger RNA from Aspergillus alliaceus, 3627 nucleotides. Its product is annotated as KH domain protein. The record is from RefSeq and is a predicted model, not a curated record. Gene Ontology annotation, cellular component: nucleus; cytoplasm. Bases 521 to 3541 code for a protein of 1006 amino acids. Lineage: Eukaryota; Fungi; Ascomycota; Eurotiomycetes; Eurotiales; Aspergillaceae. The transcript has 5 exons. Gene Ontology annotation, molecular function: mRNA binding. Gene Ontology annotation, biological process: nuclear division.